AUGAGUGAUUAUCAGAUAAAAUACUAAGAAAUUAAAGGAAGUCUAACUAUCUUAAUGUAAUAAAAUAACGCUCUCAAAUAAUAACUUAAGGAAGCUUGUGAGGAAUUGUAAGAAAAACAAUUAUUAAAGGAAGAAUGGGCUGAAGAAGUUUAAAGAGUUUCUGAAACAAUACAUUUAUUGUAAAGUGAAAAUGCUAGUAUUAAUUAAUAAUUGUAUGUUAGAUUUGUAAUAAGAAAAUGAACAUUUAAAUAGAAAUUGCUAAGAAUCCAAAUACUUGAUAGAACAAUAAAUUGAAUAAAUUACAAUUUUAAAAGAUUAGAAUGACAAAUUAAUUGUUCAAUUAGAUUAAUGCAGAUAAUAAAAUUUAUAAAAGGAAUUACAUAUUAAAUAAUAACGAGAUGAUAAUAUAAAAUAAAUUGAAUCAUUAUAGUAAUAAUAGUUUGAAGAAAUAAAAAAAUUAUAGGGCAUUAUAGAUAAUCAGAGUGGUUUAAUAUAAUCUUAUGAGAAAUUAAAUGAGAUUGAGAAACAUGAUUCAUAAUAUAAUAAAUAAUAAAAUUAGAUUAUAUUUGAAGAUUAAUAUAUAGAAUUGAAGAAUAGAAAUAUCAUUCUUUAAAAUAAAAUUAAUGAAGAGAAAUAGAAAUACGAUUAAUUAUAUGAUUAACAUAAAGAUGAAGUUUAAAAAUUAUAAAGUGUAAUCAAAGAAUAAAAAGAUUUAUUAAAUUAAUAUGAAAGAAUAAUAGAGAGAGAUAAAAAAUAAGCUUAAUAAUAAAUAAAUUUGAAUAAUACCCCUGUUUAGAUGUAGUAUGAGAUAACACAAAUACAAUAGCCCUAAUAAAUUAAAUAAGGACAUUAAAUUUAAUAAAUAAAUUCAAUUCCUUAAUAAACCUUAUAUUCAUAACCUAAUUUAAAUCAAAAUGUUUACCAAUAGACUUAAAUAUCACCUGUUCUUUACGAUAAAUGCAAUUAACCAUCUCCAACUUACUUAUACACAUAACCAAAUUAUUCAUAACCUAUAUCAUAAAGGCCACCAAAAACCUUCUUUACAAAUAAUAAGAUAAAUCAUCAAUUACAAUAAAUCACAAGAGAUAGAGAUAAAUAAAACUCAAGGGAAUAUCAUUAAAAACGUAGUUUUCAUUUUGAUGAGGAAGAGGAUAGUAAAAGAGUAGAGAAAGAGUUCUAAGAAGAAUUCUUAAAUAAAUUUUAGAAUGUAAUAGGCAGAAUGGAAGAUAAACUAUAUUAAAUGCAAAAUGAACUUAAUAUUUCUGGUAUUUCAGAUAAACCAAAAAAUUUAAGAUGA
Messenger RNA from Paramecium sonneborni, 1297 nucleotides. The record is from the annotation of a GenBank genome assembly. NCBI's taxonomy places the organism in Eukaryota, Ciliophora, Oligohymenophorea, Peniculida, Parameciidae.